Molecule: messenger RNA, 1104 nt
Organism: Brassica oleracea var. oleracea
Lineage: Eukaryota; Viridiplantae; Streptophyta; Magnoliopsida; Brassicales; Brassicaceae
Exons: 5
Coding region: 1-1104 (367 amino acids)
Source: RefSeq, a predicted model, not a curated record
AUGAUUUAUGAGUUCAAGAACAUCCAUGCAAAUGGGAACUAUUCUGACCUCAACAACAAGUACAUGCAACUUGCCUCUCAUCUCAAGGCUUUGGAGAGUCAAGUUGCUUCUAGACCUUCAUCCUCCAAGCAGCCAAUGGGGUGUCUACCAGCGAAACCAGAAAAGAACCCUAAGGAGUCUUGCAAUGUUAUCUUCUCCACUGCUUCUCCAGAUAUUGAGCUGAGUGAUCAUGAGAAAGAGGAGGAUGAGAUUGAAAGACUGGUAUUUGGAACUGAGUUUGAGGAAGUUGAGAGAUUUGUUGUGGUCACAGCUGAAGCACAAAUUGUGAAGGACGCUGCCAGGAAGGUUGAAGCAACGAAUCUGCAAAGAGCUGAGCUCAAGGCUGAGAAACAAGUUGAGAAGAGAGCUGACAACAAGCUGAAAGAGGUUAAGCUAGAGGAAGCCACUGAGAAGAAGGUGCUCUCCAAGUUCAGGAAAGAUCUUAGUGAUGUUGGGGUCAGGCUUCCAGAAAUCUCGGGUAUGCGUGAAGCUCAUGUCCAGAUGAUGCUCAUCAACGACAUUCUAGACCACCAAGCUGAAGUGGCCGAGCUUUUGGACAUCUCCAUUCUGAAGAUUGAUCCACCAAUCCCUCCAAAGUCCCUCCCUAAGCUUGAGUCUCAAGGGAUGUUCACCUUGGCUUGCUACCUUGGGAUUGAGAGCAUGGAGCCAAACACAUCUUCCCUUCAGUUUGGAGAUUCCUCUUCUACAACCCCUAUUGGUCUCAUCAAGGACUUCCCUUUGAAGAUUGGAGCAUGCACUAUUCCUAUAGACCUCACUGUUCUGAAGAUGGCAACUAAGAAGAGAGUCCCAUUGAUACUUGACACUCCAUUCCUCACAACAGUGGGAGCUUGCAUAGACUUUGCCAACAAGAAGGCUGCUCAUGACAAGAAGAAGCUUGUGAAAGAACCUCAUCCUCCACCUCUUGAUAAGACUCCUUACACCCUCACUCUCCACCCAAUAAAGCUUAAGGAUGGGGCCAUUGAGUACAAAAUGAAGUGCAAGGGAAGGUGGGAAGGCCCCUCCUUCUCACUAGCCAAAGGAAGGAAAGUCAAGCUAGAGACUUAA